Messenger RNA from Phytophthora nicotianae INRA-310, 354 nucleotides. RefSeq lists its product as hypothetical. The transcript has 2 exons. The coding region runs from base 1 to 354 and encodes 117 amino acids. The record is from RefSeq and is a predicted model, not a curated record. Lineage: Eukaryota; Oomycota; Peronosporomycetes; Peronosporales; Peronosporaceae.
AUGUCGCCCACAUCGCCCACUCCUGCGAAUUAUGACCACAAGCUACGCAGCUUGACACCUGUGGAGAGGUCAGAAGCAAUGGAACAGAACGACAUCUCGAUAGACAGUAACACGAUUGUGGAAGUGAGCUUGCGAUUAGAGCGUUUCGUGAUAUGUGUGGCUGCAGCGCUAGCCGCAUCCGGAGCUUUUCUAUUCCUCAUGUCGAGGAAGGCCACUCUUAAGAUCUUAGAAGGAAGUGGUGAAGAGUUAUCACGAGAGGUGAAUGACGUUGUGGACAACUAUAAGUCGCCACAUACCUCCACAACUGCAGCUUGUAUCCUGGCGACCAACCUGCUCGAGUUCACUCCGUACUAA